AUGGCUCUUGCAUUCCCCACAAUCUAUCUCUUGCCAACUCAUCUCACGCACGAUGAGCUCCAUGAGGUGGAGGAGCAGAUACCAAGCCUGACAUAUGACGCCAACGAGGCUGAAGUGAUAUUGGGGAAGGUCUCCCGCAGAGAACGAGCGCUCUUUGAGCUUCGCCACCGGAAAAUAGCGACUGAGGAUAUACCGAUCCAGGCUCGGAUUCAAGCUUCCUCGCCUUCAAGCAAGGCGCAUGCUGAAGCUCCUUCGAGUCCUGCAAGCGCAACUAGCACAGUCAGCACGCUGGACACGUUAUGGGAUAGUGACCAUGGCAUUGACGAUAUCACCUCUGGUGAAAGAGUGGGCUCGUCUACACAGACAUUACCAGCGGAAGCCCCAAGAAAGAGGACUGCUAGUACAAAUAUCGUGAGGGUGGUGAAGCUUGCCUGGUUCACUGAUUCUGUAGCCGAAGGCAAGGUUCUCCCCGUCGAUAAGUAUUUGGUCUAUGAGGGCCGUAAAAUCAAUGCCGAGAGUGCAGCAAAACAGCCAAAGAGUCCAACACCAAAGCCGAAGGAAAUCUUGGCGAGAGCAGCUGCUGAUGCUGCCAACACCAUACCGUCUCCAUCAAGGCGACAUGGACCUGGCUGGCGGAGGUCGCGAGAAGCAAGAAGCUCGCCUGCUCCCCGACCUCCCGCGUUGUUGUCACAGACGACAUCGGAGCAUGAUAUCGAUGAACAUCUACCGCCCAUACCAGACUUCUUGCACACCACCUACUCUUGCCAGAGGCCGACCCCAGUCAACCCACCAAAUGAGGACUUCAUCGAAGAGCUGAAGAAGAUCCGCACAGUUCGGACACUGACAGGCGACAAGAUCGGGGUCCGAGCCUACUCUACGGCGAUUGCAACCAUUGCUGCCUAUCCAUAUCGACUAUUAACAGCUGCUGAGGUUGGUCGACUUCCAGGAUGCGGCUCUAAGAUCGCCGUAUUGUUCCAUGAAUACAAGGAAACGGGCUUCCUACGCGAGGCCAAGGCUGCUGAAGAAGACGCCAAGCUUUCGGUGCUCAAGCUGUUCUAUGAGAUCUGGGGCGUGGCAGAGACGACCGCCCGGGAAUUCUACAAGCGGGGAUGGCGAGAUCUUGAUGAUGUCGUGGAGUACGGAUGGAACGGCCUGAGCCGGGUGCAGCAAAUCGGCCUGAAGUACUACGACGAAUUCCAACUCAAGAUCCACCGCAAAGAGGUUGAAGCUAUAGCAGAGAUCACCCUCGCCCACGCCAACCGGAUCCGCAAGGGCUUCCAGAUGGUGAUUGUUGGUGGCUAUCGGAGAGGCAAAGAGAUGAGCGGCGACGUCGACCUCAUCCUCAGCCAUCCCGACGAGUCGGCCACGUCUGGGUUCAUCGAAAAGAUUGUCUUGAACUUGGAGAAGAACAAGUACAUCACACAUACCUUGACUCUCAGCAUGAAGAACUCGGAGCGUGGGCAGCACCCGGUGAGCUGGAAGGGCAACGAUAGGAAGGGCCCAAGCUCGGGUUUCGAUACAUUGGACAAGGCGUUGGUUGUCUGGCAAGAUCCGGAUUACCCGGCGCAUGAUUCGGGCGGCACGCCUCUCAAGAAGAACCCGAAUCCGCACCGGCGUGUCGACAUAAUCAUCAGUCCGUGGAAGACCACCGGCUGCGCAGUGCUGGGCUGGACGAGCGGCACGACAUUUCAGAGAGACCUGCGACGAUACUGCAAGAGAGAGCGAGGCCUCAAGUUCGACAGCAGCGGUAUCCGCAGCCGUGCCGAUGGUGCUUGGGUUGAUCUCGAGGAUGCUGGGAUGGGAAAGGCGCCCGACAUGGUCACGGCGGAACGGCGCGUGUUUGACGGCCUGGGCCUUGAGUGGAGGCCCCCGGAGGAGAGAUGCACCGGCUGA
Messenger RNA from Thyridium curvatum, 1893 nucleotides. RefSeq lists its product as uncharacterized. The record is from RefSeq and is a predicted model, not a curated record. NCBI's taxonomy places the organism in Eukaryota, Fungi, Ascomycota, Sordariomycetes, Thyridiales, Thyridiaceae. Gene Ontology annotation, cellular component: nucleus. Gene Ontology annotation, biological process: double-strand break repair via nonhomologous end joining. The transcript has 2 exons. The coding region runs from base 1 to 1893 and encodes 630 amino acids. Gene Ontology annotation, molecular function: DNA-directed DNA polymerase activity; DNA binding.